CUGCGCGGGCUGUUGUAGAGAUGUUGUUCACCAUGAUUCGUUUCGUUGUGUCCGUUCUGCUUGUUGCUUGGCUCGUCAGCGUCCUUCUUAGUAUUUACGCAUUUGAUGUUCCUAUUAGCGAACACGGUGACUUGUCAGCAAUACCGGGACCAACUCUUGCCAACGUGUGGUGGUUCAUCCAGAUUUCAGAUAUUCACAUAAGCAAGUAUGAAAAUCCUGGAGCAAUUUCCGACUUUAAGAUCUUUUGCUCUGUCACUAUUGACGUGAUUAGGCCAGAAUUGGUGUUGGCUACAGGGGACCUGACACAUGCCAGAGAUGGAGCCUUCUCAACUCAAUUUAAAGAGGAGUGGCAUGUCUACAAAAAGAUAUUGGACGACACUGGAGUUACUCAGAAGACCAAAUGGAUUGACAUGCGUGGGAAUCAUGAUGCUUUUGAUAUACUCACUUGGUCACAAGAGAACAAUUACUACAGGGAGUUCUCUGCUGGAAGAGCUACCGGUAAGAAGCUUCAAAGGGUCUCCAGCUAUGUUCAUCGGAAAGAAUUUGGAAAUUACCAUUUUAUUGUUGUCGAUUUAUGCCCACAUCCAGGACCCAAACGGCCAUUCAAUUUCUUCGGAAUAUUAGAUGAGGCUGCAACUGCUGAACUGAGCAGUACUGCAAGAUCUAUGGGUCUUGCUAAUGCUACAUUUGUGGCUGGUCAUUAUCCUCUGUCUGUAGUUCACAUGGCACAUAGACCAUCUGUUGAAAACGUUUUACAAAAUGCAAAUGCUUACUUAUGUGGUCAUCUCCAUACAAUGUAUGACGGAGUAACCAAACUGCAUACCUUGCAUAAGUCAGGUUAUUUGGAGCUGGAACUAGGAGAUUGGAAGUACAAUAGACGAUUUCGAGUGAUUGCAGUUGAUCAUGACCUGAUGUCAUUUACUGAUGCGUCAUUUGGAAAUUGGCCAAUAAUUCUUGUGACUAACCCAAAAGAUGCUCGUUAUAUCUCUGCAUUAGAGCCAUGGCAAAGAAUGAUACACUCGACACACAUUCGAAUUUUGAUUUUCUCUCCAACCUUGGUAGAGUCUGUCUUGGUAUCUAUUGAUAACGGAGUGGUCAACACUAAAGCAAACCAAGUGGGUGGACCUCUGUUUGUUGCAUCGUGGGAGCCAAAUCAUUUCCACAGUGGUCUGCACACUAUCACAGUUACAGUAAAGGAUACAGACGGUCAUGCCACAAGUAUCACACAACCAUUUUCAUUGGAUGGUUCUAGGAUGACAUUGAAAUCUGCCUUGUCAUCGUUUAUUCUCCUUACUGAUUUCUGCAUUUUGGGUCGAGUUCUGUUUGUCUCUUCACUACUAUUCGUUAUUGUUCCCUUGAUUGUGGCAAGGUUUGCUUCUAGCUGGAUUCAAUCAAAAAAGCAAGAUACUCUUGCCGAUCGUUACAUUAUUGUAGCAUCAAAGAAUAGUUUGUUCUAUCCUCAUGUGAUGUAUGCUUUCUACUUAGCAUUGGGUCCCUGGUUUGUUGGAGAAAUUGUGACUGAUCACUGGGGAAUAGUGUUUGCUUAUGGUAUCUACGUUGCUGGCCAUUUCUUACCAGAGGGUCUCACAUUUAUCUACGCUUUUAUCCAAUUGUUGUUUGUCAAUCUUGCUCUGUUGUGGUAUACAUCAUCGUUGAUGAAUAGCAGACACGUAAGGACCACUGCCAGUGGGCUGUUCAAGUUUACUUCAUUGCUAAUGCGAGAAAGUAUCUUGGUGUGGACAGUUGUGUAUCAGUGCUGGUGUGCCUACACAGUGUUUACAGCAUACGGCAUUUGGGCUAUCUUAAUCAGUCCAGGUUGUACAUGGUCACUUCUUUUUACUGCAUAUAUUGCUGUAAAGAGUAGAGCAGUUUCUAGAAUUUAUACGUAGUUGUUGUGAUGAAAGUAGUACGUAGUAGUUUGAUACCUGACCGUAAGGGUUAGCCAUGCACUGCAACUUUCACUUCUAAACCUAUAAAGUGGA
Messenger RNA from Corticium candelabrum, 1982 nucleotides. RefSeq names its product transmembrane protein 62-like. The record is from RefSeq and is a predicted model, not a curated record. The transcript is spliced from 14 exons. Gene Ontology annotation, molecular function: hydrolase activity. NCBI's taxonomy places the organism in Eukaryota, Metazoa, Porifera, Homoscleromorpha, Homosclerophorida, Plakinidae. The coding region runs from base 21 to 1889 and encodes 622 amino acids.